Messenger RNA from Oncorhynchus keta (chum salmon), 2920 nucleotides. It is a transcript of the gene tmem200a, whose product is annotated as transmembrane protein 200A. The transcript is spliced from 2 exons. The record is from RefSeq and is a predicted model, not a curated record. Bases 806 to 2308 code for a protein of 500 amino acids. Lineage: Eukaryota; Metazoa; Chordata; Actinopteri; Salmoniformes; Salmonidae.
UCAUCAAAGGAUUUGGUUAACUCAAUCAUUUGCAUCUCUAGAUUGAAAGCAACAUGCAGGGAGCUUAGAUUACUACGUGUUAUCGAUAUUUGCAUCAAUUAUUGUCUUUGCAUUGGGGACAUUGUAAACUAUUAUGGUAAUAUUGUAUUCAGAUGCUUGACUUCUCCACGCAUAAAUUAUUCAAAUAAGCUUUCUCUUGUUUUUUUUUCUACUGUGGGAGUACAAUGCUUUUCCUGUUCUACAUCCCAAAUACAUGCAUUAUUCCGAGCUGAAGCCAGCUGGUGGAGAGAGCCUAUUUACAAGCUACCGUUCCAUGUAGGAAUAGAAAGUGGACAUGAUAAGGCGUCUUGGUAUAACUCCAAAAGAAUUCACAGCGCUUUGUCCCCAGAUGUGAAUACUUUAGAGUUAGUAGGCUAAACAGAACACGUAUUUGAUGUGUUAUAGUCGACUGUGUGUGGAUCACCGCAUCUUUAGUGACAAAAAGUUGAGACGGUUGACAGUAAAACAAUAGUAGACAUUCUCUGCGCCUUGCGCAGCUUGGAACAGUUAGUACAGACGUGUAGCCAACAGUCCAGGUGAGCGUUUUGGAAAUGGAGCGAAACAAUGAAACCUUUUCUCUUUGGAAGUUUAUUCUUUUUCGUAUCGGCACUCGAUUAUAAAUGUAAUGGGAAUACAAACGGACAUAGCAAGCCAACCACGAGUGUCGAGAAACAUGGCUUGCGUUACCAUUUUCCAUGCGUAAUGGGCAAAUAACACCAGCUAGAAAGAAGCACAAUAUUUUACAGGGCCGUGGACAGCGGUAGUGAUGAUUUCAGCUGGUGGAGUGAUUACGGGUCACCUUGCUGCACUGAAGAGGCAGGACUCGGCCCGCUCCCAACACCACCUGCCCAUCCAGUCCCCAGUCCCAGGAGAGGCCCAGGAGAAGAGGAGGGCCAAGCGUAAACCCAGAGCUGACAUAGUGGUGGUCAGGGGAAAGAUCCGCCUCUACUCUGCCUCUGGGUUCUUCCUCAUCCUGGGUGUAUUGAUCCUGCUGAUGGGCAUCGCCAUGGCCGUGCUGGGCUACUGGCCACACAGAGAGGAUCUCGUAGCUGCCAACGCCAAGCUAUCCACCAACGACACCAGGGUGACCCGGGAGGAAAGCGGUACACUGGCCCAGUUCUUUGAGCAGCACCUGCACUCGGAGAAGAUGAAGAUGCUGGGCCCCUUCACCAUGGGUAUCGGUAUCUUCAUCUUCAUCUGUGCCAAUGCCAUCCUGCAUGAAAACAGGGACCGGGAGACCAAGGUGAUCCACAUGAGAGACAUGUACUCCACCGUCAUCGACAUCCACAGCCUGCGGAUCAAAGAGCACAAGUACAUGAAGGUGGCCUACUCCGGCUCUUAUGGGGAGCAUGAGGUCAGGACCUAUGAGAACCAGUGUGCCUCCAAGCUUGCUGCUAACACCCUGCUAGGGUUCCCCAGCAUGGGGAACAAUGUGAGGGUGUCUCGCAGGGCCAGCUCUACGGAGGACGAGGAGGGCCUUCUCAACGAGGCCAAAGGGGGGUAUGGUCUCCUGCCUUCACUCUACAGAGAGCGCUCUGGCUCCAUCUUUGGUCUGCAGCAUGAGGGCAGCCGCCACAGGGACGAAAAGAGCAGCUUCACCAAGAGAUGCCAGACCAGGUCAAUCGUCUCGUCCUCGAUCAGUGCUUUCACCCUGCCCGUUAUCAAACUCAACAACUGUGUGAUCGACGAGCCUGACAUGGACAACAUCACAGAGGACCUGGAACACAUUCGGGUUAGGUCCCGACCCCCCUCUGUGGAGUCCCUGGCUGUGCCUGCCCCGGCGGACAUUGCCAAAGCCUAUAAACCUCCCGACGUCAUGCUCCUCAGGAGUAACUCAGCCAAAGAGUCCCACUCCUUCUCGUCCUCUCAUAGCUCCCUGUCCCCAGGCUCUGCCAGUGGGAGGUACCUGUCCCCCGGGACUGCCCGCAAGGACUUCGGCUCCAACAACUCCCUCCACAUGCUGUCUUCUCACUCUAAGUCUCUGGACCUGGAUCGAAGGCCCACCACCCUAACAGUGAAGCCAGAGCAGAGGAAACAUCCCAGCUGGCCCCGGCUGGACCGCAGCAAUAGUAAAGGCUACAUGAAGCUGGAGAACAAGGAGGAUCCUAUGGACAGACUGCAGCUGCCCCAGGUAGCAGUCAAACAGGAUUACACCAAGAAAGAGAAACUGCUCAUGAUCUCCAGGUCUCACAAUAACCUCAGCUUUGAACACGAUAAACAGUUCAUGAGCAACACUAUGAAACGAGGGAGCUCUGAGACCAGGUUUUAAAUGGAACUCUUACAAAACCCGGUCUCAGACGUGUUUGCGCCGUCUUGCCAACUCCUAUGGUCAUUGCCACCUGAUGAGGACUAUAUGAGUUGGCAUGAAAGCACAAACACAUCUGGGUCCAGGCUAUAUGAAGCCCACUACUUGUGUGACAAAAUCAUUCUGCAAUACAAUUCUAGCUGUUCCCUGUCAGUGUUGCUUAGUAAAUUGUAAGUGUGAUCACAUGUUGUUUUGGGAUGGAGCUCUCAGGUAGUCCGUCUGUUUGCAGUCUAAAGAAAGAGUGGCUGUGUUACGUGUGUGAGAUGUUUGCAGCACAAAUCAAUUCAUAAAUGUUUUCAAAUUAGGUUUAAAGUGAACUUAGACGUACAGAAACCUACACCAUUAACUUGUGGUUUGUUUUUUUCUUGUCACAUUUCUAUAAUCUUUGUGUUGUUGCAACACGCUGUACUUUUUGUUCAAACCGGUCAGUGUACGUACAAGAGUUGUUUAGAUAUUUUGCUAUGGAGCUUUUAAUAAUGUAAUUGUUCUCAACACACACUGCUAUUUUUUUUAAGGAAAAAGGAGUCAAAUUGACAAUUGACACAUUUCUCAGAAUAAAAUGAAGCUUUUCAAUGA